AGUACAAGUUCAACGAGGCCUCGGCAAGCAAAAUCAUCCUCAUCAUAAUUUGGGGGAAUUUUAUACACAUACUUUCCAUCUACAAUUACCAAAUUGUUGUUUUUGGAUUGUAAUAUACUGCAAAAUUUGGGCGGGUUUGGAUCUUCAAUUGAGUUGGAGGUGAAGAUGAUGUCAAAUAACGGGUCCGGGUUAGGGUUUGAUGUAGAUUCGGGUUCUUCUGUUGCAACACCAAUCACCUCCUCUAAUAUUGGUUUUCAGCUAUUGAAAAAGCAUGGGUGGAAAGAAGGAACUGGACUUGGCGUUUCCGAACAGGGAAGAUUGGAACCUGUAGAGGCCCGUUUGAAGAACAACAAACGUGGGCUAGGAGCUGAGAAGCAAAAGAAAAUACCUCGGCCAGAAAAGCCUGACAAUCAAUAUCCUGAUAAUAAAACCAAAACUCCUUCUGAAAAGAAGAUUUCCAAAAAGAUGAGGAAGCUACAAGAGUUUGAAAAGAAGUUGCAAGAGAAAGAAUUCGAGCGGGCAUUCUUCAGAGAGUUCUGGCCAGAUAAUGUCUAGCGGAUGAAAAGCUAUCCUAAACAACAAUACAGCAUUACACUAUCCUCAGUCCUGAAAUACGUGAUAGCACAUGCAUUCAUAGCCUGCCAACAUUAUAUGGUUUUUCUGUGUGCUAUAUUGUACAUGUUACAAGGAGUUCAUGUUUUGAUGGUUGCGGCAGAGUUAAACCGUAUGUAGAUAUCGAAGGAAAGCAAAGUGGUUUGUGCUAAGUUGAAAGAGAACCAUUACUAAUAUUUUGUUCAGAGUAGAAAGAUGGAAGUACUGAAGGUCUAUGAAACGGAAGUUACUUGAUGACUGCAAAGGCGAGGAUACCUUUAUUUUUUCUAGUUAGGUACUUGCUUCUCUUAGCUAUUGAAACGUUUGGUGUGAACCUGAUGAUGUUGAAUUUUUAACUACAGAGGAUGUGUUGAAUUAUAGGGCAGGUUCAAGAAGAUAGCUCGAUUCUCAUACC
This is a messenger RNA of Daucus carota subsp. sativus, 1006 nucleotides long. RefSeq lists its product as uncharacterized. Gene Ontology annotation, molecular function: nucleic acid binding. The transcript has 4 exons. The record is from RefSeq and is a predicted model, not a curated record. Lineage: Eukaryota; Viridiplantae; Streptophyta; Magnoliopsida; Apiales; Apiaceae. Bases 166 to 555 code for a protein of 129 amino acids.